CAGCCUGAUCCUGCGGUAUUACCACUUUUCCCAGGAUAUUAAUGACUAAUUCUCUAAUAUCCUCUCCCUCUACCUCCUUUACAUCUUGGAUUGUCAGAUUCCACCUGCGAGAGUACCUUUGAAGUUAAUCUACAUCCUCACACAGCCCCGGAGUUCUUCAUAGGGGACAUGGUCGUCUGACGUUCACAGCUCCUCCUCAAUUGGUAGGCUUAAUUAUCCACUACCGAAGGGUGAUUAGUCCGCGACUGUAAAAGCGACCAGACUACACCACACCUGCAAUAAUCCAAAACAGUCCCCAGACGAGGCGAUAUUCUGCAUCCCUCGUCCAAACCAGGAAUAUGUUAUAGAUUAACUCACCCUUGUCUGCUGAUUGUAGGCCCUUCGCAUUUACUUUUCUGUCGGGCCAUGGAUACCAGAGAGGUUUCGUUUAUUUGCUACAGAUGUUUAAAAAUUAUGUUUAGGGACACAUGGCAUAUUUACGCCAUCCACACCAUUGACGUCAGUUCCUGUGACGUACCACGAGUCUAAAAAUUGUCCUUCUCAGUAAUGGCGGCUUCGUUCCCUUCUCCUUCUGGAACAAACAACAAAUGGUACUUCACCCGAGAACAGAUCGAGAAUAGCCCAUCUCGUCGUGUGGGGCUUGAUCCAGACAAGGAAUUAUCAUACAGACAGCAAGCCGCGAACCUUCUACAGGACAUGGGACAGCGACUCAAUGUGUCCCAGCUAACAAUUAAUACUGCUAUUGUGUAUAUGCACCGAUUCUACAUGAUCCAGUCCUUCACCAGGUUCCACAGAAAUGUCAUAGCUCCAGCGACACUAUUCCUUGCUGCAAAGGUUGAGGAACAGCCCCGCAAGUUGGAGCAUGUUAUCAAGGUGACCCAUGCAUGCCUUAACCCUCAGGACCCUUCACCAGACGUCCGCAGUGAUGCUUACCUGCAACAAGCCCAAGACCUGGUCAUUCUUGAGAGCAUUAUACUCCAGACCCUGGCUUUUGAAAUCACCAUUGACCACCCACAUACUCACGUUGUCAAGUGCACCCAGCUCGUCAGAGCGAGUAAGGAUUUGGCCCAGACCUCAUACUUCAUGGCUACCAACAGCCUACACCUGACCACAUUCUGCCUGCAGUACAGCCCACCCAUAGUGGCCUGCGUCUGCAUCCACCUGGCUUGCAAGUGGUCCAACUGGGAGAUCCCUGUCUCCACAGACGGCAAGCACUGGUGGGAGUAUGUAGACAAUACUGUCACCCUUGAGCUGCUGGAUGAACUCACUCACGACUUCCUACAGAUCUUGGAGAAGACACCAAGCCGAUUAAAACGCAUUCGCAACUGGAAAGCGGCAGGUCAGACAGUGAAGGGAGGGAAGUCUAAGGUGCCAGAGGACGGGGACCAGACAGAUUGUAUGAUGAGCAUGAUCUCCAUGUCGUCCUCUGAGACCACGCUGGCCAGCCUCUCUAACCCUUCCUCUUCAUCCAUGGCUCCCAUACUACUGGAGCUCAAGUCGACCCUGGGCAGUGGCUCCGACCAGCCCAACCACGUAGAGCUGCACGCCCCAGCCAAGGUGUCACUGAGUGAGUACCGGGCCAAGCACGCUGAUGUCCUGGCUGCUCAGAAGAGGAAGCUGGAGAACAUGGAGGCCAGCGUGAAGAGGGAGUAUGCCUCGGCAGCCCAAGCUCUGAUAGGCCAACAUCAGAGGAAGGAGAAGUACCACCGUGAUCAGCCGCAGUCCAGCUCCCACCAUUCCAGCUUAGCCUCCUCUGACCUCAGCAGCCCCUCGCCCAUCAUCCUCAAGAUCCCCCUGGAAAAGGAGAGGGGCGAGCGCAGCUCCCUGAAGAUGCGCCUCCCUCUGGGGACUGGGGGAGGAGGGGGGCACAGUGGAGGAGGGAACAGAGGAGCCGGAGGAGAACAGGACAUCAAAGUGAGAAUCCGGGUGCCUGAGAAAGUACGCAGUGCAGGCUCGGGAGAGGAGGGGGGCAAGAGUAGGGAGGGCAAGCAUCGAGAUCGCUCCCACCACCACCACCAUCACCACCACCACCAUCAUUCAUCGUCGUCUUUGAGCGGUGCUUCUGUCUCUUCGUCCUCGUCACAUAAACACUCAGCCAGUGCUGCUGGAGCUGUAGGAGGAAGUGGUAGCAAAAAGACCCCCAGUGACUCAUCUAGAAUGAGCUCUUCCUCUGCUUCUCGAAAGAGGACACACUCCACUGAGUCCCAGGGAUCCCACCCCUCCAAAGUCUCUAAGUCCUCCAGGAACUCAGCCUACCAGCUACCUGCUCUGUUAGCUGCCUCCAGUGCACACUCCCUGGGGGUGCAAACUGCUGAGAUCCUCCCAUCCUUGGGUCUCCCCUCCCUCCACCAGGGAAACUUCUCUCACUGCAAGGGGGACAAGACUGACACUAACGGACACAAUGCAGGUGGGGGAAGCCAGUCAAAUGAGUACCAGGACACAUUUGAGAUGCUGAACUCUUUACUGAGUGCUCAGGGGGUCCAACCUGCUCAGCCUCCCAUGUUUGACUACCGGUCUCAGUACGGGGAGUACAGAUACAGUGGAGGGUCGAGGGGGGGCUCUCGACCGCCACCCCUGCCUGCUGAACCUCCACCCCCGCUACCCCCUUUACCCAAAUGAUCCCUGAUGAAGGGGUGAAUUACUGACAGUAUCUGUAGACGCCUCCACAUCCUUCCAUAAGACAUUUGCACUGUGACUUUGGGUCCCUUUAUGUGUUUGAAGGAAUCAUGUUGUGGUUUUCAACUUGACAGCAAAGAAAUGUACUUCCAAUACAUACUUAUCAGUGAUGCAUGUACAUAAGUUUCUCCCUUGUUACAUCAUCAUAUCCAAUACAUCUGUGGGGCAAUAACAGGUGUGAAAGAAAACUAAAUGAAUUUAUUUAUAAAAAAAAAUGUAAAUACUAUUUUUGAUGUUAUUCAUUUUUGUAUUGUGAUAUGAACUCAAAUCCAAUUUCAUGGAAUGACUGGACCUGAUACUUUAAACAUGGCUGUUUAAGUCAUUUUGAAUGCACAGUAGAAGAAACAAACUUGUCUGCUUCACUUCUUAAAUUGUGUAAGUCUCGCUAAAAAUUAGUAUUUUUCAGAAUGUUUUUAAAUGUACUAUUUAUUAUUAGUGUUGAAUGCAAUUAGAACAUUUUGCCAACUGCCUCCCCUGCGCUUUCUGCUGUGUCCUGUUGAACUGAAUGAUAGUUGAGUGCUCCUUACACAAGUCUAUUUGAGAAUGCAUGUCUUCAAAGCCAUCGUUUGACAUGUUUUUGUUUAAAAAGUAGUCACUGAAUCAGAUCCCCCCCCCCCAUUUUUGUCUAUUAUAGUACAUUUUUUUCCCCUCUGCAUUAUUUGCAACACUUUAUAUGUUAAUUAUGUAAAAUGACUUUAGUGGACAAAAUAUUUUCACAUUUAAGUUAAAAGUUGCAAAAAAUACUUGAAAUUUAAAAGAAACAUUUCAGUUUUUCUACUUCAUAUUCAUCUCUAGCACCACCCCUACAUCAACAUGUGCAAAUUGUGCAUUUUGUUGUAGUAAAAAAUAGAGUAAUAUGUGUUUCCAAUGAGUAUGCAAUGCCAACUCGUAUUUGGUUUAAAUCCAAUGGUGGCAUAUUAGGAGAACUUAUCUUCCUCUCUUUUACAUUUUUAAAGUUGAUUUUUUACUAAACAUAAAUGUUUUAUUUUCACAUGUUGAUUUUGGGUAGAUGCUGGACAUGACAAAUAUGAAGUUGACUUUAAAAAAAUAUAUCUAUUUUUUCCUUAAGGCUUGUAUUUUAGUUUCUAUAUUUGAAUGUGUUGCAGUCAUUGUUUUAAAUGGUUGUAAAAUGUUAGUCAUAAUACUCAAAUAAUUACACUAACUUACAGAGUUUAUACUACAGUACUUAUCUACAUAUUCCUACACAUUUUGAUAAUGGACUGAUUUCUGUCUUAGUGCUUUGAACAGAAUUCAUAGUGUUGCUUCAACUACUGUUUUAACGAUAACUGAUGUCUUCACUCGUACAUUUUGAAUGCAACUGAAAUUGUAUUUUUGUGAGAUUUUGAUAAGGUGCAUAAUCAUUUGUCUAUAUUAUUUAGAUAAUUUGUUUUUCUGGUUUCAUGCCUCACCAUGUGGUUGCUUGUGGCGAUCACACAUGCUCAACUGGGGGACUUUUUAGAGGUUUUAACAUAACAUCUCCAGUACCACUGUCAACCAUCAUUUUCUACAUUUAAUGUCAGUGAGAAUGACCUGUUCAAUUAAGAUAAUCUUUCCCUUCAUGUUCCAGACUUGCUGUUUGUCAUGCUUAUGAACAAACUGGUAUAGUCUUUCUCCUUAGAUCAUGUUUAAAAUUGUAUGAUAGUGGAAAUGGGCUUGAACUUAGCUCUGACAUGUUUCAGACUGUUUAACAGAACUCUCUUUGUCCAAUGGAUGGGUUAGCUGACAACAUCACAAAAACGAUGCACAUGUUUCAAUGGGGCAGAAGUCUGUGUGUUGUGAUUCUGGAUGGCCAGAUGGCUAGAACCAAUACAAGAGGCUGCUCAUUUAAGUUAGUUUUCUUGUUCUUGAUACCAUGUCUUGUUUUUAGGUGUUUUGACUGAUGUCACAUCUUUGCUAAUAUGGCUAAACUUCACAAGCUAGCUAACCAACAACUGUAACAAUGUAUUUGAGAGACAAGUGCUCAUUGUGCAAAUGUAUUUAUGUUUUCAAUAAACAUUGGAGACUAAA
This is a messenger RNA of Oncorhynchus gorbuscha (pink salmon), 4683 nucleotides long. Its product is annotated as cyclin-T1-like. The transcript has 9 exons. The record is from RefSeq and is a predicted model, not a curated record. Gene Ontology annotation, molecular function: cyclin-dependent protein serine/threonine kinase activator activity. NCBI's taxonomy places the organism in Eukaryota, Metazoa, Chordata, Actinopteri, Salmoniformes, Salmonidae. Gene Ontology annotation, cellular component: cyclin/CDK positive transcription elongation factor complex; nucleus. Gene Ontology annotation, biological process: regulation of transcription by RNA polymerase II; positive regulation of DNA-templated transcription, elongation. Bases 547 to 2619 code for a protein of 690 amino acids.